CACUUAUAGAAUUUCUGUUUUCUGUCAGAUUUUCUGAGUCUUUCUGAGCAGUUUCAGUUUCUGUGCCCAUGAUGAGUGGAAUAUGUAGGAUUUGUUUAACAACUGAUACCACUAAGGAGUACGUUAAUAUUCAUGAGGAAAUAAUACCCAAUCUGACCGUUUUACAAUGUAUUAUAAAUUGUUCUUCGAUAAAGGACACUGAAAAUGAGCUUUUUCCUGAGGAAGUAUGUGAAGAUUGUCUGGCCAAACUAAAGCUAUUUAAUGAAUUCCGACAAUUAAUUUUACAAUCGCACGAAACGUUGCAACUAAGUUUAAGUACUAAAACUGAAACAACUGAAAUGGAUGAUGAAGAUUCAUUUGAACAAUCGCACGAAUCAUUGCAACUAAGCCCAAGUACUAAAAAUGAAAAAACCGAUUCAGAUGAUGACGAUACACAGUCUCAAUACGAUCACGAUUAUGCAUUACUAGACGAAGAAGAAAAUAUAACCGUAGUUAUAAAAGGAGAUCAAAGCGAGACAACUGAAGAACCGAGAACUGUUUUCGAGUGUGAGGAGUGUAAGAAAGUUUUUAAUAGGCACGAUCACCUGAAGGUGCAUAUGACCAGCCAUACAGGUGAAAAAAAGUACGCCUGUGAUAUUUGUCCGAAAAAGUUUGCGAGAAGUUACGUUCUGAUGUACCACAGAAGAACCCAUACGAAUGAACGGCCUUACCAAUGCGAUAUAUGUUUGAAAACGUUCAAUGCGCCGAGUAAUUUUUCCCGCCACAAAAUACUACACACAAAUAACAAGAGAUUUAAGUGUAGCGCUUGCGACGAAGGUUUCUAUCAGUUGGAAUCUCUAAACGUUCAUAUUAGGAAGGCUCAUACUGGGGAGCGGCCUUAUUUGUGUGAUGUGUGUAGCCGUACGUUCCAGAGCCAAAAUUCCUUAUACAUACACCAGAUUGAUAUUCACGGAAAGAAAGAUCCUUGCCCUCUCUGCGGCGGUAUGUACAGUGCGAGAAUAAUGAAGAAGCACAUUCGCAGACACCAGGAACAAAAACAGGGCAUUAAGAAGUUUUCCUGCGACGAAUGUGGAAAAAAUUUCACUUCCGCGGCCGGUAAAAAGAAACACCUGUUAACUCAUACAGAAGAGAAGCCGUUUAUUUGUGAGAUUUGCAAAAGGUGUUUCAAUCAAGAGUCUGCUUUAAAAACACAUAUGAAGGUACAUUCCAAUUUAAAGCUUUAUUCCUGCAUAUUUUGUACGAAAUCGUUUAAAUACAAGCACCAUUUCGACCGUCACUUGGAUAAUCAUCAUCAGGAUAAAAUGGAAACAUACUAAAAAAAAUAUAUUAUGCUGAAUAAUUAAGAAUAUUUCUUAAUAUUAUACUAGUUUUAUUUGUAUUUAAUUUGUAUGUCUGUUAAAAGUACUGAUUUGGGAAUAUACAUAACUAUAUACGUA
Sitophilus oryzae (rice weevil) is the source of this 1436-nucleotide messenger RNA. RefSeq names its product zinc finger protein OZF-like. The transcript has 7 exons. The coding region runs from base 69 to 1316 and encodes 415 amino acids. Gene Ontology annotation, molecular function: zinc ion binding; DNA-binding transcription factor activity, RNA polymerase II-specific; RNA polymerase II cis-regulatory region sequence-specific DNA binding. Gene Ontology annotation, cellular component: nucleus. The record is from RefSeq and is a predicted model, not a curated record. Lineage: Eukaryota; Metazoa; Arthropoda; Insecta; Coleoptera; Curculionidae. Gene Ontology annotation, biological process: regulation of DNA-templated transcription.